AUGUCUAAUCUUUCCGCUCCAAUCCCCACUGAAGCCAACAUACCCAUACCUCCUAAGCCCGUCGGAGUGUGUCUUGUCGGUCUCGGCAGGGCUGGCAAGUUCCAUAUCGAAGCCCUAGGUAGACUCGGCCCACGGGUCGUUAAAAUCCUCUAUGUUGUUGAUGUUAAAGAGGAACUCGUUGAGAAGCGAGCCAAGGAACUAGGCUGUAUUGGUCUUACCGAUAUGAAGGAAGCUAUGGCAGACCCCGAGGCGAUACCCUACCAUUCAUAG
Molecule: messenger RNA, 270 nt
Organism: Perkinsus marinus ATCC 50983
Lineage: Eukaryota; Perkinsozoa; Perkinsida; Perkinsidae
Exons: 2
Coding region: 1-270 (89 amino acids)
Source: RefSeq, a predicted model, not a curated record